UUCUUCUACAGAUUGCAAUUCGUGUUUUUUUAAAUUUCCUUUCCCGACACGUUUUUAAUUCCCCAUGCAGCUUUCCGUUCCGUCCAAUUUCCACGUCAUCGAUUUCCAUCUUUCCAUAGAGAUCAAUCUCACAUUGCUUAUAUUCAAUAAACAGUCACAUUGAGAACACAAUUUCAUUCCAGUGUUGUCAAUUUGUUCAUCUUUUGGUGUCCAAAAUCAGGAGGAAUCAAGCAGUGUCCAUUGCGUGUCGUGGAACUUUGAGCUUGAAGACGGAGUUGGUGAUUGGACAACGGCUGGAUGCGAGCUUGUUGAAGCGAUCAAUGACAGAGUCAAGUGUAACUGCACCCAUGCCACCAACUUUGCCAUCCUUGUGGACGUGAAGGGCCAAGCACCAGAUGAUGAAAAUCGGAGUCCUUCUGAAAAAGCGCUUGAUAUCAUCAGUCAGGUCGGCUGUGUUUUUUCCAUCAUAGCUCUGACUAUUACGGUGGUCAUUUACCUCACUAUCAGGAAACUGCGAGGCGGGAAAUCCCGACAGAUUUUCAUUCAUUUCUGCUUCUCCUUGCUGAUGCUGUAUAUCAUUUUCUUGACUGGUGUUGACAAUGCUAAGGGAUCUGGAGGUGGUUGUGUGUUUGUUGCUGCUUUACUCCACUACUUGACUCUGACCACUAUGAUGUGGAUGGCUGUUGAAGCCAGGAACAUGUACAUCAGCACAGUGAAGGUCUUCCCAGAAGACACUCGUCGAUACAUGCUAAAGGCGAGCCUCAUUGCUUGGGGAUCACCGCUGAUAGUAUUGACAAUCACCUUGGCAGCAGCGACACAUCACUACACCAACGACCAUUACUGUUUCCUGCGACCUGGUCUUGUGCUGUACAUUGGUCUCCUUACUCCCAUCGGUCUCAUCCUCAUCCAUAACAUCGUCACUUUCGUCUUGGUCAUGCGUAGUCUCCUGAAGGUCAAAGAGGUAUCACGCUCUCGUCAGAUCUCCAAACGCCUCCAGAAUGCUGUGGGUAUCUCUGUCCUCUUGGGUUUGACGUGGUGUUUUGGGUUCCUGGCCAUCAACGAGGCGGCAUUCGCCUUCCAGCUCAUCUUCUGUCUGGCCAACUCCUUCCAGGGCGUGGUCGUGUUCAUUUUGUUCUGUGUUCGUCGUGAAGAGGUUCGCACGGCCCUGUCUCCGUACAUGAGACGCAUUUGCUGUGGCAGGGAAUGCCAUCUGCCCAUAAUGCACCCCGACAAGCCAACCGAUGCUGAAAUGGUUUCCACCACGGCGCAUACUCAACAGUCAUCCGGGCCAACUGCCGAUUUGGACAUGUCCAUUACAACACCACAGUAACAGCCAUGUAGCGAUUCAUAGUUAGUACACGAAAGAAUUGGCCUCCUUUAAUCACUUAUAAAGUCCAAAAUUCUGCAAAACAAACUUCUUUGAAAAACGUUGAAAUUUCGUUUUGAAGGCUUCGCGUCAUUCAUUUUACGACAGACAAACAGAUUGAUUUCUGAAAUGUUUGAAGAGGAUUUGUUAAAAAAAAGGAACGAAAAAGAAAAAAUAUUGUUUGCACGUUUUAAAGUGGUUAUUAUUAGAUAUUUAGUAAUGGAAUAAAGCAUAUUAGUUAUUUGAUAACCUAUUCAUAGCAAUAUUUAUGCGACACCACCGUUUUCAUAUUGAAAGCCGCUUGUAUUUAUUGCAAUACGAAUAUCUACAAUCUGGAAUCACUUGUGUUUCAUGGCUGAAUAAGCAACAAUAACGAUAAACGUACCAAAGCAUCGAUAUUAGAUAUUAAAAUUGAUUACCGCUUCAAGAAAAAUAAUCAUAUAAAUAAAGUUACAUUUCAUAGACACCAUGUUCAAUCUGCUGAAAAAAGGUAAAUCUGGUGAAAAUAUUGAGGGCUGUCACUUCUCUCUCGGGAGACAGCUGAAAAGAUUGCAUGUUUCUGCAAAGCCUGCAUUGCAUAUCAAGUUGCUACAGCACUUACAUUCCAAGUGCAUAUGCCGUUUUUGCAGAUUGGCUGAUGUAAGAAUCCACCUCUACUUAUUCUUUGUUUCUAACGUGAGAAAAGACAAAAUACUAAUGCGUUUAGUAUAACAUUUAUUGAAAGAUGAUAAUAAGUGUUUUUGCUUCUUUCGUGGCUUCGAAGUAGGGACACAGCGCAGCACAUUAGUUGGCCGUUGUAGGAAUUCAUCGCAAAAUCGUACUAGAGUUUAGUUAAUACUUCCAAAUUUUCGGAUUGUGAGUUAUUUAUAAUGUUACCGUUUAAUUUUAAAACAUAUAUAUUUCACGAUCUAAUAUGGCUCUUCAACCCAUGAAUCAGUUUGAUUUGCAGUUUGGUCAGCAGCGAAGUGGGUUACAAAUAUGUAUGUGAAGAAAUGUUUAGACGUUUUUAUGGAUCCCAGAUACGGCUCGAUAGGAAGAUUUUGAAAUUUACAGUGAUAUAAAAUGAGUGUCUAUAGUUUCUUACUCACUAGUAUUUUUUCUUAUUUCCUGGAAUUCGAAGCAUGACAUGUGAGAUAAUGCACACUACUGAGAUACCUCACUAGUGUGCAUUAUUUAAAAUCUUGUGGUGAACCUUAUCCUGAAUCGCUUUGUGUUCCAUGUUGCUCUAGUCUGAAAAGCGUUUCAUUUGAGUUUGUCAAUCCCACAGAAUCUGCCACAUUUGCAUUUAUAUGUGAAAGUCAAUAAAUGAAAAAUACUUCUAGUAGCUAGA
This is a messenger RNA of Acanthaster planci (crown-of-thorns starfish), 2696 nucleotides long. RefSeq lists its product as uncharacterized. Gene Ontology annotation, cellular component: membrane. The record is from RefSeq and is a predicted model, not a curated record. NCBI's taxonomy places the organism in Eukaryota, Metazoa, Echinodermata, Asteroidea, Valvatida, Acanthasteridae. Gene Ontology annotation, molecular function: G protein-coupled receptor activity. Gene Ontology annotation, biological process: cell surface receptor signaling pathway; G protein-coupled receptor signaling pathway.